This is a messenger RNA of Nerophis lumbriciformis (worm pipefish), 597 nucleotides long. NCBI's taxonomy places the organism in Eukaryota, Metazoa, Chordata, Actinopteri, Syngnathiformes, Syngnathidae. The record is from RefSeq and is a predicted model, not a curated record.
AUGGAAUAUUUAAUCGGAAUACAGGGGCCGGAUUUUGUCCUCGUCGCUGCGGAUAAUGUCUCAGCCAGCAGCGUCAUUAAGAUGAAACAGGAUGACGACAAAAUGUUCAAAUUGAGCGAGAAGAUCUUGCUCCUGUGCGUGGGAGAACCAGGAGACACGGUGCAAUUCGCUGAGUAUAUCCAGAAGAAUGUUCAACUUUAUAAAAUGCGAAACGGGUACGAGCUCAGCCCGGCAGCCGCAGCAAACUUCACGCGAAAGAACCUCGCAGAAUACCUUCGAAGCAGGACGCCGUAUCACGUCAACCUGCUGCUGGCAGGCUACGACGACGCCGACGGGCCCGGCCUCUACUACAUGGACUACCUGUCGUCGCUAGCCAAAGCCCCCUUUGCCGCCCACGGCUAUGGCGCCCUCCUCACGCUGUCCAUUCUUGACCGCUACUACAGACCGGAUUUAACCCGGGAAGAAGCUGUCGACAUUUUGAAGAAGUGCAUUGAAGAGCUCAACAAGCGCUUCAUCCUCAACCUCCCCUCCUUCACCGUCCGCCUGAUUGACAAAGAGGGCAUCCAUGACCUGGAGAAGAUCUCUCCCACCAAGUGA